This is a messenger RNA of Nicotiana attenuata, 2252 nucleotides long. RefSeq names its product ABC transporter G family member 9-like. Gene Ontology annotation, molecular function: ATP binding; ATP hydrolysis activity; ABC-type transporter activity. The transcript has 4 exons. Lineage: Eukaryota; Viridiplantae; Streptophyta; Magnoliopsida; Solanales; Solanaceae. The record is from RefSeq and is a predicted model, not a curated record. The coding region runs from base 114 to 1964 and encodes 616 amino acids. Gene Ontology annotation, cellular component: membrane.
UCUCAUUUUCUGGAUACAGCUCCAUUCCCAUUCCCCCAUUAUUUUUUUCUCUUCAAAUAAAUAUAUAGGGGAGGGGGGAGCGUCCAGGAAAAAAAGAAUAAGAAGCCCCAAAUAUGGAAGAGGAGAUGGCGGACAUACAAAUUACUCAGCUCGAAACUGCCGCCAUCUUCAUGAAAACUAAUCUUCCUGUAACUCUCAAGUUUGAGAAUGUUGUGUACAAGAUUAAACCUAAGAAAGAAGGGUUAUUCAAUAGUUCCUCUAAACCGGAAGAAGAGAAAAUAAUCUUGAAGGGGAUAACGGGAAUAGUUUUCCCUGGUGAAAUGCUGGCCAUGUUAGGGCCUUCGGGCAGUGGUAAAACAACUCUACUAACCGGACUAGGAGGCCGGUUGAGUGGCCGUCUUGCUGGCAGUAUAACUUAUAAUGGAAAGCCCUUCACCAACGCCAUGAAGUGUUACACUGGAUUUGUUACCCAAGAUGACAUUCUUUACCCUCACCUUACCGUGACUGAGACACUUGUAUUUACUGCCCUUCUUCGCUUGCCUAAAACAUUAUCACACCAGGAAAAAGUUGCGCAUGCCGAAGCUGUAAUAUCUCAAUUGGGAUUAACAAAAUGCAAGGAUAGUAUUAUUGGAGGUCCGUUAUUGAGAGGAAUUUCUGGAGGGGAGCGGAAAAGGGUCAGUAUCGGGCAAGAAAUGCUCAUUAAUCCAAGUUUGCUUUUUUUGGAUGAACCAACAUCAGGCCUUGAUUCAACUACAGCUCAAAAGAUUGUGUCGACUUUGUGGGAGCUAGUGAAGGGCGGGAGGACUAUUGUGAUGACAAUACACCAGCCUUCAAGUAGGCUAUUUUACAUGUUCCACAAAGUGUUGUUAUUAUCAGAAGGAAAUCCAUUGUACUUUGGGAGAGGCGAAGAUGCCAUGGGAUAUUUUUCGAGUAUUGGAUUUCCCCCCUUAGUCGCAAUGAAUCCCUCCGACUUCUUGUUAGAUCUUGCAAAUGGUGUGUUAGAUGAUCCACAAGAAGAUCAAGCAUCAAUCAAGCAAACUUUAGUAACUGCUUUCAAAACCAAUCUGUUUGAUAGCGUGAAGGAAGAAUUGCGAAAAUUUGAUGAUCAACAAGUUCAUGAAAAAUUACAUAAAGGGAAAUUCAGUCAAUGGUCAAACACCUGGUGGCAGCAAUUUUCGGUAUUGUUUAGAAGAGGAAUGAAAGAACGAAAACAUGAGUCGUUCUCAGGCCUCAAGAUUGGACAGGUCUUAGUGGUAGCUUUCUUAUGUGGGUUAUUGUGGUGGCAAUCCAAAGACAUACAAGAUCAGAUUGGGCUUAUGUUCUUCUACUCUGGAUUUUGGGGCUUCUAUCCUCUCUUCCAAGCCAUUUUUACUUUCCCCCAAGAAAGGAUGAUGCUAGAGAAGGAAAGAUCUUCAGGCAUGUACAGACUCUCUUCAUACUUCAUGUCAAGAACUGUCGGUGACCUUCCCAUGGAGCUUGUUCUUCCUACUAUUUUUGUUAUCAUAACAUACUGGAUGGCAGGCCUAAAACCAUUCGCACCGAAUUUCUUCUCUACCUUAUUCACUCUCCUGUUUAGUGUAUUAGUCUCACAAGGCCUUGGACUUGCUCUUGGUGCAUUGGUUAUGGACCAAAAAUCAGCUACUAUACUUGGUUCAGUAAUCAUGUUAUCGUUCACAUUAGCGGGAGGAUAUUACGUUCACCAUGUUCCUAGCUUCAUUGCCUGGAUCAAAUACAUAUCGAUUAGCCAGUACACAUUCAAGUUGUUGAUAGGGUCACAGUUUGAGCCAGGGGAAACAUAUCCUUGUGGCAUAAAUACAACUUGUUAUGUUGAAGAUUUUCCUGCAAUAAAGUCAGUAGGGCUUGGAGAUAAAGCGAUAUCAGUGGUUGCAUUGGCUAUAAUGCUUGUGGCUUACAGGUUGCUAGCAUAUGUUGCUCUUAUGAGGAUUGGUGUGACAAAGAAAUAGAUACUACUAUUAAUUUUGCUUCACAUAUACUACAGCACAUGCCGGAAGUCCAACAUUCUAUUGCAGAGUCAACAUAUUAUACUUCGGUACAAGUCAGACAGGCCUAAAGAUACUAUUGAAAAAUUGCAUGCUGAUGAGGAGUAAAGCGAGAGUUUAGUGGGUAUCAUCGAGCGUUCCAGUUGUAAUAUUGAUUUGUCUAAAUAUAAAUUUUGAGGCAUUAAAAUUUUGUAUGGAUGUUUUGUUUUCUAUCUCAAUAUGAUUGUAGUGAUGACAUCGUUUGAGCAUCUA